AUGCCGACCGAGCUGUCUCCGAUCAAGUCGAAGCGAAUGGAAGAGAAAGCCUCGCUACAGCAAUUAAAUUCCCGCCUCGAAAUGUAUGUUUUAGGUGUCAAUGAACUUGAAGGAGCGAAACAUGCAGCCGAAAAAGAGUUAGAGACGAUAAAGCAACGCAUGCAACAGGAUCUUGAGAGCGUGCGACUUCGAUUGACGAAAGAACUUGAAGAGACUCGCAAAAAAUUGGAUGAUGAGAUGGACCAAAAUGCUAGACUGCAGACACUUGAGCAAGAACAAUACAAGGAGUUAGUAAAGCUCCGAGCACAGCAGACAGAGCUAGGAAAUGCCAAAGUGUUGGCAGAGACGCUACGUGUACAGUUGGAAAAGGAAAAAGCCGAUGCGACAUCAGCUAAGGAGACGCUCUCAGAACAGACGACACAGCUUAACGUAGCAAGUCGUCGCGUGAAGGAAUUAGAACGUGAGUUGCGUGGCCUCUUGGCAUUAUUAAAUGAUGCAAAGCAAGAAUUGGAAGAAUUACGUAAGAAAAGUACUGAUUUUGACCUGACGCGAGAUGCUGAAUUAUCAAAGCUGCGACGGGAGUGGGCAGCGAAACAUUUAGAGGCUCAGGCACAAUGGAAAAAGGAUACAGAGGACCGUCUGCAGUCUAUGGAAAUGGAAGUUCGAAGUCAUUUUGAAAGUGUUUCGAGUAGUUUACAGAAUCAAUUGGACGAUGUACAGACCGAAUUGGACAGUACAAAAAAGGAAUUAGAUCGAACAGCAACUGACUAUGAGGAGAGUUUGAAGGCUCGUCAGGCACUUACGGAAAAGGUGGCACAACUGGAGCGAGAGUACCGAGAAGUACGAAGUAAAGCGACACGAGAUCGCAAAGCGUACGAAGAAACAUUAGAGCGUUUUCGAUCUUCUAAAGUGGCUAAAGAACGCGAGUUCAAUGAGCUUAUGGACGUCAAAAUUGCUUUGGAUGCAGAGAUUAUGAAGUAUCGACGUAUUUUGGACCGGGAAGAAAGUCGAGUGGCCGCUUCAACGCCAAAUACAAAAGGGCGAAAGCGGAAAAAUGAGAGUACAAAUGACGUGACGAUGAAACGAACAAAACGCACGAGUAUUGAGACGGAACCGCUUUCGUCAGCAGUGCAUAUUGCGUCACUAGAUUUGGAAAAAGAUCGGAUUGUACUGAAAAAUACAAGUCACGAACCAAUAGCGUUGGGUGGCUGGGUCGUGCGAGGCCAAAUGGACCAGACUUUUCGAUUUCCAGCGACGUAUGUGAUGCGACCCCACUCAACGCUUACUGUUCAUUCGAGCAAACGAAAUAAAAAUGCAAAGCAUGAACGCAAAAAAGGCGAAGAUUCGUUUUUGGCUAACAAAUUUUCGCUGAAUCCGAAAGGUGACUUUGUCGUCCUGCUGACGUCUGAGGAUAUUCCAGUAAGUUUUAAAAGUGAAGGUUUACCCGAGGAGGAAGUUCGUGCUAUCGAAGAUGACCUACGCGCAGAUUUUCUGGAUGAUGAAGCUCCUCCCUUUGGAAACUGUGGUAUGAUGUAA
This is a messenger RNA of Plasmopara halstedii, 1536 nucleotides long. Its product is annotated as lamin-l-like isoform x1. The record is from RefSeq and is a predicted model, not a curated record. The transcript is spliced from 4 exons. Lineage: Eukaryota; Oomycota; Peronosporomycetes; Peronosporales; Peronosporaceae. The coding region runs from base 1 to 1536 and encodes 511 amino acids.